AACACACAACAAUUCUGCUUGGCUUGUAGACACUUCAGUCGAGUUUCGGAUCCCGGUAAAAACAGACAAGAACAAUAAGCAAUUUCAAAAUGGUUGAUGCAGCAGUACUUCAAAAAUUGGAAGAAGGCUUCGCCAAGUUGCAAGCUUCCGAUUCAAAAUCCUUGUUGAAGAAAUAUUUGACCAAGGAAGUUUUCGAUGAAUUGAAGAACAAGAAGACUUCUUUCGGUUCAACUCUUUUGGAUUGUGUUCAAUCUGGCUUCGAGAAUCACGAUAGCGGUGUCGGUAUCUAUGCUCCCGAUGCUGAAGCCUAUUCCUUGUUCGCCCCAUUGUUCGAUCCCAUCAUCGAGGAUUACCACAAGGGAUUCAAGAAGACCGAUAAGCAUCCAGCUCGCGAUUUCGGCGAUGUCUCUACCUUCGGAAAUGUCGAUCCCGACAACCAAUUUGUCGUCUCUACCCGUGUUCGUUGCGGACGUUCCUUGGAAGGAUAUGCCUUCAAUCCCUGCUUGACGGAAGCCAACUACAAAGAGAUGGAAGAAAAGGUUUCCUCUACCUUGAAGGGCUUGGAAGGCGAAUUGAAGGGCAAAUAUUACCCAUUGACUGGCAUGGACAAGGCUACCCAACAACAACUCAUCGACGAUCAUUUCUUGUUCAAGGAGGGCGAUCGUUUCUUGCAAGCUGCCAACGCCUGCCGUUAUUGGCCCACGGGACGUGGUAUCUACCAUAACGACGCCAAAACUUUCUUGGUUUGGUGCAACGAGGAAGAUCACUUGCGUAUCAUCUCCAUGCAAAUGGGCGGCGACUUGGGUCAAGUUUACCGUCGUUUGGUAACUGCUGUCAACGACAUCGAAAAACGUAUUCCAUUCUCGCAUCACGAUCGUCUUGGUUUCCUCACAUUCUGCCCAACCAACUUGGGAACCACAAUCCGUGCCUCUGUGCACAUCAAGGUGCCCAAAUUGGCUGCCAACAAGGCCAAGCUCGAGGAAGUUGCUGCCAAGUACAACUUGCAAGUUCGCGGAACUCGUGGCGAACACACUGAAGCCGAGGGCGGCAUCUACGACAUCUCCAACAAGCGUCGCAUGGGACUCACCGAAUACCAAGCCGUCAAGGAGAUGUACGAUGGCAUCACCGAAUUGAUCAAGAUCGAGAAAUCUUUGUAAAUUAGGUCUUAGACACACAUACAAGCACACACAAGAUAUUCACAUUAACUAACUAUUUGAGAAACAUUUAAAUAAAUAACUUUCAAUAUUCGUGUACGUACGCAAAAAGUAAUAAAAUACCAAAAAGAGAUCUUAAUAAAGUUGCUCAUUAAAGAUGAUUCAUUAAAAAAAGACAAAAA
Molecule: messenger RNA, 1336 nt
Organism: Culicoides brevitarsis
Lineage: Eukaryota; Metazoa; Arthropoda; Insecta; Diptera; Ceratopogonidae
Product: arginine kinase 1
Exons: 3
Coding region: 90-1157 (355 amino acids)
Biological process (GO): phosphocreatine biosynthetic process
Molecular function (GO): creatine kinase activity
Source: RefSeq, a predicted model, not a curated record